This is a messenger RNA of Saxophila tyrrhenica, 1248 nucleotides long. RefSeq lists its product as uncharacterized. The record is from RefSeq and is a predicted model, not a curated record. The coding region runs from base 1 to 1248 and encodes 415 amino acids. Gene Ontology annotation, biological process: L-tyrosine catabolic process. The transcript has 2 exons. Gene Ontology annotation, molecular function: 4-hydroxyphenylpyruvate dioxygenase activity. Lineage: Eukaryota; Fungi; Ascomycota; Dothideomycetes; Mycosphaerellales; Extremaceae.
AUGGCGACUGAAACCAUUACCGAAGACCCGUCGCUGCAACUGCAUGUGGAUGCAUCUGUAGGUGCAUCUCAGAGCACCAAAGCAUCUGAGGCCCCAAUCAGCACAUAUCAAGGCUAUGACAAUGUCCAUUGGUACGUGGGAAACGCAAAGCAGGCUGCCUCGUAUUACACGACACGCAUGGGAUUCGAGAAGAUCGCCUACCGCGGUCUAGAGACUGGUUCAAGAACUGUGGCCUCAUACGUCGUUCGCAACGGCAACGUGACGUUCGUUCUCACCUCGCCCAUACAUUCAAAGGAGUCCCGAUUGGAAAACUUGUCGGAGGAUGACAAGCAUCUGCUUGGGGAGAUCCACCGCCACCUGGAGCUGCAUGGUGAUGCAGUCCGCGACGUCGCCUUCCGUGUUGACGACGUGGAGACCGUAUACCGAAAUGCUAUCGACAAUGGAGCGAGAUCAGUCUAUCCACCCAAGGAAGUUUCGGACCAGUUUGGCACGGCAAAGUAUGCUCGUAUCUGCACCUAUGGCGACACGACACAUACACUGAUCGAGAGAGCCAACUACCAUGGUGCUUUCCUACCAGGAUUCCGUUCAGUUGACGAAAGGGAUCCUCUUGGGAAGUACCUUCCGCCGGUCCAGCUUGAGCACAUUGACCAUUGCGUCGGGAACCAGGACUGGGAUGAGAUGGAGACGGUCUGUACCUACUACGAGAAGGCUUUGGGUUUCCAUAGGUUCUGGUCUGUGGAUGACAAGGACAUCUGUACCGACUACUCGGCUCUGAAGUCUGUCGUGAUGGCUUCUCCCGACGAAGUUAUCAAGAUGCCCAUCAACGAGCCUGCGCGGGGCAAGAAGAAGUCACAGAUUGAGGAGUACGUCGACUUCUAUCAGGGGGCAGGGGUCCAACACAUCGCCCUACGCACGAACGACAUUAUUCGGGAUGUUGCAAACUUGGCGGCGCGCGGCAUCGAAUUCAUCAAAGUUCCUGACUCCUACUACGACCUAAUAGCUGCCCGCUUGGCCUCUACUGGAUUGACACUUGAGCAAGACUUCGCAAGAUUGAAGGAAUUGGGCAUUCUGAUCGAUUUCGACGAAAGAGGCUAUCUUCUACAGCUCUUUACUAAGCAUCUCAUGGACAGGCCGACGGUCUUUAUCGAGAUCAUAUACCGCAACAAUUUCACUGGAUUCGGGGCAGGCAACUUUAAGAGUCUGUUUGAAGCAAUUGAGAGGGAGCAGCUGAAGCGUGGGAAUCUGUAG